AUGUCGACCCCCAACCCCUCCACAGCGCCUACGAACGGCCGGCCGGCCACUGAGUCUGUCCCGCCGAACGGACAAUCCGGUGCUGCCCAGGCUGUGCCUGCUGCUGCUGCCCCCUCGGGAAAGAAGGGAAAGGCGAAGAAGAUGCCGGAACCGAGCGAGGCAUCUAAGCUGAUUGCGCAGCGAAUCAGCCAGCUGGAGAUGGAUGCGGCCCUAGACAAGGAUCAAGAGGCUGAACUUGAGCGCGAGGUUCGAAAGGCAAACAGGGAGCUCCAAAACCAGACUGCCAAGAUGAUGGACAUGCAAAAGAUUGAAUUUUUGACGAAGCGCUGCUCAGAUCUCUUCAUGGAGAUGAAGCGCCAUGAGCGUGAGAGCAUCAAGAACAAAAAGCGCACUGACCAGCUUCAGAAGGACAAGGACAACAGCAGACAGGAGCUUAAUAAGACGGUCUCGCUGAAGGAAAAGCUGGAGAAGUUAUGCCGGGAGCUUCAGAAGGAAAACAACAAGUUGAAGGUCCUAUCCCAUGAUUCUACUGACGGCAUGGGGAAGAAGCAGGAUGCUGACGAGUUUUAUGUGGGCAGAACGAGAACAAAGCUCUUGCAGAUGCGCAAAUUCGGAGCCAGGCUACGUGGGACGAGCGGUAUUCAGGCCUUCUGCGUCGAAUGGAUGAAUAUCAAGAAGACAAAGAUAACCCACCGCUUCAAAUCACUUAUCGACCAAUAUGAGCUGCGCGAGUUACAUUUCCAUUCGCAAAUGCGCACCAAAGAGCUCGAGGUCCAGUAUAAUUUGGCUCGGUAUGAACAACAGAAGAAGAACUACGAGGCAGAGUAUGCACGGUCGAGGCAGUUGAAUGCGCAAGUGCAAGCGUUUACUCAGACUGAAGCCGAUUUGCGGCACCAGCUCAGUGUUUACGUCGAGAAGUUCAAACAGGUUGAGGAUACCCUUAACAAUAGCAACGAUCUGUUUACGACGUUCCGCAAGGAGAUGGAGGACAUGACCAAGAAGACCAAGCGGCUUGAGAAGGAGAAUGAGCAGCUCAAGCGGAAACACGAGCAGGUCAAUGGAAACAUCCUUAAAAUGGCUGAGGAGCGCAAUAGGAACUUGUCCGAGAUCGAGGAGUUGCGCAAGAAGCUAGAUAAGCUUAACGGCAUCAUCAAACAGAUGCAGCAGCAAGGACGUGGGAUUCCGCAGGGGAUGGCGUCUGGUACGAAUGCGGGGACAAAUGCCAGCAACGGCACGAGCUCGAACUCGAACGCUGCUGCUACUCAGAACGGGCACCACGGGGGCCACAGCCAUGGCAGCAGUCACGGCAGUCAUGCCGAGAAUGGCCAUGGUGAGGAGGAGGGGGAUGGGAGUGAGUAUGAUGAGGAUGAGUAUGACGAAGGCGAAGAGGAGGGCAGCGAAGAGGGCGAAUUUGACGACGAAACAGAGGACGAGCUGCACCAGCAGGGUCCGCAGCAACCUCAGCCCUACGGCCCUGAGCGCCCUCUGCGGGCUGCCCCAGCUGCGGCGGCGACGACCAACGGCCACCGCUAG
Thermochaetoides thermophila DSM 1495 is the source of this 1533-nucleotide messenger RNA. RefSeq lists its product as uncharacterized. Gene Ontology annotation, molecular function: syntaxin binding. The record is from RefSeq and is a predicted model, not a curated record. The transcript has 4 exons. Bases 1 to 1533 code for a protein of 510 amino acids. Lineage: Eukaryota; Fungi; Ascomycota; Sordariomycetes; Sordariales; Chaetomiaceae.